AAAAUUGGAAGGCCAAUGCGAUGAAAGGGGUCAGAAUCGGCUCCUACACUUCAUAUUCAAACUGAAACGAAAGAAGAAAGAAAAAGGAAUAAAAAUCUCGUAGUGGGAGAAAGAAUCCGAUUACCGAAGGCUGUAGAAGGAGAAGGAAAAAGCAUGGAGGGGCCCAACAGGACAGAAAGGAAAGAGGGAGAAGAGAAAGUCCAGUUGGCUUUCAGUGGAUACUUCAAACGAACUGAAUGUCAAAUCCAUGAAAAGAACUAGUUUUCUUCUUUCAUUUCUUCUUUCUUCACGAUAAAAUAGUUCCAUUCUAGUCCUUUUCAAUGUACAGUUAGGGUUGAUUAAAGUUCUUCCUAGAGCAAAGUUUCAAUAAAAUGGUGUGACAAAGUAUUUAAAACAAAUACUUUUACUUACAAUGCUUAUUUUCAUCGUUAUCUUAUUCAUAAGUCUGACCGAUUGUGAAGAAUACAAAGGGAAAUUGAUAGGUAAAUUGAACUCGUAUCAUCAUCAGGUGGCAGGGGAUGUUUAUGCAGUCGAUGAAUUCACGCUUCUCCUGACUGGCUUUAGCUACGAUGGAAACGGCGCUGACACGUUCUUUUGGGCUGGAGCAACGAAUCGUCCAGGGCCCCAAGGAUUCAUUGUGCCAGAUCAGCAUGGAAAAACAAAUGUUCUAGAUAGAUACCUGAAUAAAGACUUCACCCUUGUUCUUCCAGAAAAGAAGAAAUUAACAGAUAUAAAAUGGUUUGCCAUUUAUGACCUGUCAAGUCAAAAUGCAUUCGGUGAUGUUUAUAUGGCAGAGGAAUUUGAACCACCAGCUACGCAAACUAUCGGCCAGCUCAGUCGGAGAUCCCACGGUGUUUCUUCAGGACCUAUUCAGAUCCUUGAUGCUAAAACAAUAUUGAUUCCAGAUUUCACAUAUAAUGGAGCUGGAAAAAAUACUUAUUUUUGGGUCGGUGUCGGACCUCAGCCUUCAACUAAAGGCUACAAAGUUCCUGAUGAAUACGGAUAUCUUGAGCCACUACGAUUGUACUCUACAGAGACAAUAAGACUAGAACUACCAGGAGAUCUCACUAUCUUUGACAUAGACUGGUUCAGUGUAUACGACAUUGAAGACAAACAGAAUUAUGGUGCUGUGCUCAUCCCUGAUAGUCCUAAUGUCCCUCCAAGCCUUGUAAAAAUAUCCAGUCAUAAAAAUGCACUGCCCAAUUGCAUUCAAUUGCAUAAAAACCUACAAGCUAGUUGGGAAGUUUUUGGGCCACAAAUUACAAUUCAGUUAGCAGGACGAGUUGAGGAAGAUGAAUACAUUGCAUUUGGCCAAAGCGGUUCAAAUCACAAAUUGCAAAUGCUAGGUGCUGAUGUGACUGUAGCAUACAUAGAUGGAUACAGAGGAUAUGCCAUAGACUACAAUAUAACAGCAAAUUCACCAUGCGUGAAAGUUUUGGGACAGUAUAAAGGAGUUUGCAAAGACAGUCUGGUUGGUGGUAUGGAUGACAACCAGCAUCAUACAUCUUCUAGAGAAGAUGGUAUAAAUAUAAUAACAUUUAGGAGAAAUUUGAAAUCAGCCGACCCAGGAGAUAAGGAAUACAGAACCGAAGGGAAAACUCAUUUAGUUUGGGCAAUUGGAAAAUUGGAUGCAAACCAAGAACCUUCAUUUCAUGACAUCUACCCCAGAAGUUCAGCUGUCGUCGAGUUUGGAAAGACACAAGAUAAUUGUUUUCCUUUUGCAACAAACGACAAGGAAAUCUUGGAACCGUGGGAUCGUCCAAAAAUAAUUGACAAGGGUCUGAGGGUUUUCACCGCGACACUCGGACCCUCAGGGGGGAAACGAGGAUACCAGGGGAUCACCGGCAUGCCCUCCCCAGGUCUAUCUUGGUACAUCAAUGGGUUGCUCAUCCCAGAAAUAUGGAUGAGACGAGGUUUUACAUAUGCUAUUAGAAUAUUUGGCGGAAACAACCCUCACAGUGCAGAGCUGUAUAACCCCUUGAUUAUAACAGAUGAGCCGCAUGGAGGUUUGGAAAGAAGAACUGAAGAAUCAAAUAGAAAUAUAAGAAUUUUAGCAGGGGUUCAGUAUACUCUCAGAGGACAGCCAAGACCCACAACAGUUGGGCCUCUUUGCCUCGCAAGACACAACGGAGUCGAUCGAAGGUUGGAUGACGAUUUUCCAACUUUCAGGAAAUUCAACAAAUCCCUUACAGUCACCUGUGAACCAGGGGAAGUGGCGAUCCUAGAAGUAACGCCAAACUCCACUUGGCCAGAUAUAGUUUAUUACAACAGCUACACUCACAUCAACAUGGGAUGGAAGAUCCAUGUUGUUGAUAGUUUUGCAAUCCAAUACACAUCAGGGGUUUCGAGUUUUGCAAACCAGGCAAUCACAUUAAGCAUUGCAACGCUGUGCUUUCACGUUUUAUUCUAGUUUGAAAGAAUUAUUUGUAUGAAUGUGUUAAAAAUAAAUAUUUGUUUUCCAUAUUUUUACCAAGAA
Cimex lectularius (bed bug) is the source of this 2476-nucleotide messenger RNA. It is a transcript of the gene knk, whose product is annotated as protein Skeletor, isoforms B/C. The record is from RefSeq and is a predicted model, not a curated record. The coding region runs from base 413 to 2410 and encodes 665 amino acids. The transcript has 12 exons. NCBI's taxonomy places the organism in Eukaryota, Metazoa, Arthropoda, Insecta, Hemiptera, Cimicidae.